AUGUUGGCUACAGCACUACUUCCUCAAUCGGUUGAGUUCAUUGUACAACAUCCAUCUCAAAUAGAAUUUGAAUCAUUACCUUCAGAUGCAAUAUGUCCUUGCUCGCAAGUUUCUCUUUCCUACAAUCAAUUUCUUAUCAGUCGUCCAUCUUUUCAUCAAGUAUGUUCGAGCGAUUUUAUUUCGGAUCGAUGGAUAUCCAAUCUUUACUUUGAUGAUAAACAAAGAUCAUUUCGGGAUGAAGACUUUCGAGCAACUGCAUUUACUACUUUUCGAGUACUAGCUAGUUUUUGUCGUUUAUCCGAAUCCAUUGUUAAUCAAAGUCUCGCACGACUCAAAUCUGAUGCUUUCAUCAGUCCUUACGCUGUUUCUUCGAACAACCUCAAAGCACAAACCUUUGCCUAUGUUGAACAAUUUCAAAUCAAUGCACCAAAGUCAUUUCAGACGCAAGUACAACUGAUCAAUAGUUUCUUCUUAGGUUCGCUUUUGUUUAAUGGUCUUCAAACAGGCAUAUUGCCAAUAGUAUAUUGGUAUUCAGAUCUUGCAUAUAUAUAUUUUAGUAGAAAAACAAGUCCAACUCGUCUCAAACAGGAAGAUGGUACAUUGUGUACUUGUUUUGCUUCAUUCUCUUGUCAAGGAUAUACCUCAGGUAUCUACAGCGCCAAUAUAUCUAUAACGAAUCCGAUGAUAGUCAUACCUGGAUUUCGUUUGGGAUGUAUGCCACUCGAUUCUUGUCUUCAUUCGACUCUCGAAUGUUUUUUUAAUCAAACAUGCGUAGAUACCAUCACACCCUUUCUAUUGACAAACUCGAAUUUCACUGCGCUCAUCGAACCAAACUCAAACAAAUAUAAACGGUUCAGUAAGAAUGCUACCAUUGAAUCAAUUGUUGGUCAACUAAUGGUUGAAGACUGGAAUUUUAAUGUUGCGUAUGAAGCUUAUUUUGAUCAGUGUGCACCAUCUUCAUGUACUUACUUGGCAAUAACACAUCAUAGCUUCUUCUAUGUCAUGGGCACAUUUAUCCGUCUACUUGCCGGCUUGUGUAUGAUGUUGGGUAUCGCUGUACCCAUAGUAAUUCAUUUUAUACGAAAACAACUACGAAAAAAACGAGAAAAUCUCACUGUUCAACCGAAACCAAAACUUGCACGUAAGUUAUUUGUCCAGUUCAAUAUUAUAGUAGGUCUUCAUUCUGUUGACAUGUCACAAUAUUUGAUGAAAGAAAAACAUCUACAAUAUCCUGUGUAA
Molecule: messenger RNA, 1239 nt
Organism: Rotaria sp. Silwood2
Lineage: Eukaryota; Metazoa; Rotifera; Eurotatoria; Philodinida; Philodinidae
Source: the annotation of a GenBank genome assembly